Messenger RNA from Sipha flava (yellow sugarcane aphid), 3757 nucleotides. It is a transcript of the gene wapl, whose product is annotated as protein wings apart-like. Gene Ontology annotation, biological process: regulation of chromosome condensation. The coding region runs from base 439 to 3561 and encodes 1040 amino acids. NCBI's taxonomy places the organism in Eukaryota, Metazoa, Arthropoda, Insecta, Hemiptera, Aphididae. The record is from RefSeq and is a predicted model, not a curated record. The transcript is spliced from 13 exons.
AUUUUUCGGUACCGUUGUGCACUCUUACCGACUGUCGCUCGUGCCGCUCUUUACGUCCGUAUUCGUGUUUGCCUGUGUGCACUGCUUUCGUGUUGUGUACCUGUGCAUGUGUAUGUGUGUAUAUUUAUACGAGCGUGUGUGUGGGAAAUGUGUAUAUGUGUACGCGCGUGCGAGUGUGAUUUGUUUACAAUAUACAUUUUUUUUUUCUUUAAGUCAAACGCGUACGAUCUCUUGUUCCGUACGCUUAGCUUGUUGGUGUGUUGAAGUAAUUGUUAUAUUUCUCCCGUUCGCCGGACAACUAGAAAAUAUUUUUGAAAACAUUACGAAAUGUGUCGGAUGUUGAUCUCUGAUCGCACGUCGGUCACCGCGAAGUGAGAAAAAAAACGGUUGGAGUUGAUCAGAUGCAUUUAGCAGUUGAUUACGUCUACCAUAAUUAACAUGCAGAGUACUGCAAAAGGUCCUCGAUCUUACAUGAAAUCUUAUGGCCGUGCUAAGUACUCUAAUAAUCCUAACAGUGUUGUACAAACGGCCAUCAAUUUUGAUAAAUUAUUGUGUGAGAAUACUAAUAGGCCUACAGCGGCUAAAUCUGCGGGUACAGUUGGUAAAUGGGGUGUUACUUCAUUUACUUCAAUUAGAAGUACUAAUUUUGUCACAGGUAAUGCAAAUACAGGAAAAACUGAAGAAACAUCAGGAUCUCGCUUUAGUGUUGGGAAGAAAAGGCAACAUCAAGAAUCUAGUCCUGCUCCAAAAAUUACUGUACCAGAACCUACUGUAAAUGUAGUGAGACCUAAAAAGUUUUUUAAAAGUCGUAAUGCUGAUUCUAAUAGAUCUGACCGAAAGUAUGGUGGAUCAGAAACAACCAAAAAAACCAGAACUGUUAUUCAAAAAACUCCAGAAUCUUCUCCUGAGAAAGAAGAUAGAAUUCCAGAAACAAGUGAUUUAUCAUUUUCAUCAUUAACACCUACUAAAGAUCCAAGUAAGCCACCUAUAGUACUUCGAAUAUUUAAGGGUAAAUCACAAUUAGUGAAUGAGCCAAAUUCUACUCAAAAACCUUUGCAAGCUAUUGAAGUACCUGAAAGUAAUGACCAAGUUACUCCUACAGUAACUACAAGAAGUCUUCGAAGACGAAAUCCACAAACUACAUAUACUGAGCCAGAACCUGAAGAAACAGAAGAAUCUCCUCCUAUUAUUGAUAUUCCAAAGAAAAGACGUCAUGAUAGAGCUAAAUUCACAGUUCCUGCUUUAAAAAUCAAUAUAUCUACACAUACAGUUAUUAAUCAAACUGAUGAUGAGUUAAGAGAGAAAAUAAAUGAAAAAGAAAGAUCUAACAUAAAUGUUGAUAAAUCUAAAAUAGAACAAUUGGAAAGUGAUCGCAAUCAAUUAUUGGCUGUAUUAGAAGGUAGUGAUGAUUCAGUAUUUAGCCCUAAAAUGGAUACUCCUGUUGAUACUCCUGUUGAAAAUGAAGAAAAACUUGAUGAAACUGAUGAUUUACUAAAACAGCUUGAAGUGCAUUUCAAGUCAGAUGAUGAAAAUUUUACUAAAGAAACAAAAGAAGAUGUAAAGGUUCAACCAGAAAUCCUUCCUUCAAAACAUAAAGGAGUUUUUGUAGAAACUGAGCCAAUAAAGCUUGAUGAUAAUGACUUAACUGAAAGAAUGGAAUUGGAACAACAACCAGAAACAAUUGUCCCUGCCAAAAAGAGUAUUUUUAAAACUAGGAAUGAGAGGAAUAAAAAAGGUAUGUUUCUUUAUAAACAUUCAUGGGCUGAUAAAGAUAAAAAAAUUGAUGAAGAGAAAAAAGAAGAAUCAAUUCCAAAUACUAGUCCAAGCAAUAGUUUUGAAGAAAAACCUUUACAGAGAGUCACAAAAACUACUGAUGUGUUUGAUGAUGAUUUUGAUUCAGUUACUAGUGUUAAAUGUGACAGAAAAGAAAAAGGAUUUUAUACUGUGGUUCGAAAUGUAAAAAAAGCCCAUCAAAUUCAAGAAUCUGGAGAAUUUCAAGAAUUCAAUGAUGAUGUUGAGUAUAUUUUAGAUGCUUUACAACCAAAUAAUCCAAUUGGAACUAGAUGUCUGUCUGCAAUAACAUUGGCAACUAAAUGUAUGACUCCAGCUUUCCGAAUGCAUGUCAAAGCACAUGGAACAGUUGCUAAAAUAUUUCGUGCAUUGCAAGAUGCCACUAAAGAUCAAAGUUUAGGGAUGUGUACAGCUACAGUCAUGUUUGUUUUAAGUCAAGAUCGUUUGAAUAUGGAUUUAGAUCGUGAUUGUCUAGAACUUAUGUUAAAUUUGUUGGAAAAUGAUACAACUCAUGAUCAAGCUCUUGAUGAUUGUGGUCUUACCGAUCAUCAACUACAAAAGACAAGAGAACGUGUUAUUCAAUUGUGCUCAGAGAUCAAGUCUCAAGGAGCAGCUAAAUAUUUAAAUACAGAUAAUAUCACAGUAGGACAAUUAGCCAUGGAGACACUCUUGAGUCUUACAAGUGCUCGAGCUGGUGAGUGGUUCAAAGAAGAAAUGCGACAGCUUGGUGGUCUAGAUCACAUUGUGCGUACAGUUGUUCAAUGUUGUAAGCAUGUUGAUUCAAUGACUAAUGUGUGGUCUCCUAUAUUACUUGAACGUAUUAAGAAAGUUGAUCGUUGUUUAAGGAUACUUGAAAAUGUAACCAUUCAAAAUGAAGAAAAUAAUGUGUAUUUAAUACAUUUUGAAAAUGGUAUUUUGAUCAAUACAUUAAUUAGAAUGUUUAAAGUGUGCGAUUAUGAGAUACCUUUGUAUCCGAGUUAUAAUGAAAAUGAUAAAGACUCAAUAAGUGCUGUAUUGCGAGAAUGUCUUACAGCCAAUUUAAAAGUGCUUAUUAAUUUGUCACACGACUCAAAUCAAAUUAAUGGCUCUAAAAUUGGAUGUAAAGAUGGUGUAAUUGAUACAAGCUUACACGUUCUUCUCAAAGUCCCAGAUUAUGUUCCUAAUGAUGACAAGUUUGACAUAAUGUUUUUAACUCUAACAUUGCUGAUUAAUUUAGUGGAGAUUAAUGUUGACAACAGAAAACUUAUAGCAGAAGCUCAGGCUCCUUCUAAGAGUGAUAGUCUUCAUGAGUCAACUAAAUCUUUUGCGAUUGAAGCAUUGGUGAAAAUGUUCUUCCAACAAGAAGAAUUAGCGAAGACUGAGGAAAAAAAGACUGAUGAAAUACUGGAUGGUGAAAAUAAGCAGACAGAGAAACCAGCUAAAGAUGCUCCAUUAAAAGCACAUACACAAUACAUUGAAGAAACAAUUGCACUACUUGUCGAAAAGGCAGGACAAAACAUGCAACAUACAGUAAUAGCAUCAUACAUUGCUAUUUUACUUGGUUACAUUACUAUGGACGACAAGGAGUACCUAGAAUUUGUUGGAAAGCAGUUACCUGAUGGUCGAUUUACAGCAAUGUUAGCUGUUUUGGAUAAAUACUUAAAUUUUAUGAAGCUCACUGCUGCUCCUGGUACCAGAGGAAUAAAAUCUGUUGAAAUGAUUAUCAAACAUUUAACUAAAUGUGAAAAAUUACAAGCUGAAGCAUCUAUUGUGCCUGGUACUUCAUCAUAAAUGUUUAUUCAUCAUCCAUUAUAAUGAUUAAGAAUUGCAUCAUUGAAUAUUUUAAAGUUUUAUCUUCAAUAACUUAUUCUGUAUUUGCAUUUAAUUGUAUUGAUUUGUAAUUAAAUUGACUGUAAAGUAUUCUUAUUGAAACAGUAAUGGAGUAAUACAUUUAUUUCCUAUUUUUUAUGGCAGGUUUUCUUUCUGU